GCCCAGACUCGCGCUUUAAGUUUGGAUGAUCAAAUUUUUUCAUUUCGUCUUCGACUCUCUCUUUUGUUCUCCAUUCACACCAAAUCCUCUGCGAUCCUUCACCAACUAUCAUCGUCCUCUUCAGAUUCUUCAAUUUUCACCGUCAAUUCCCUUCCUUCUCUCUCAAUUACUGUAGUUUUUGCUUAGUUUGGGAUAUAGGGUUUUUGAGGAUGAACGUGGGCGACCUCAACAAUGUAUGGGAAAUCAGAGCUCUGAAGAGGAAACCCGCGGCAGAAGAAGCGACGAAGAUGUUGGAGAAGAUCGCUAAACAGGUCCAACCCAUCAUGCGCAAACACAAAUGGAGGGUCAAGAUCCUCUCUGAAUUUUGCCCAGGAAAUCCAUCUCUCCUGGGAGUGAAUGUUGGAGCUGGUAUACAUGUGAAGUUGCGGUUACGGAAGCCAAACAGGGAUUUGGACUUCUACCCAUUUAAUCAAGUUCUUGAUACGAUGCUUCAUGAGCUUUGCCAUAAUGCCCAUGGCCCUCAUAAUGCCAACUUCUACAAGCUUUGGGACGAGCUUAGAAAGGAAUGUGAAGAGUUGAUGGCUAAGGGAAUAACUGGCGCAGGACAGGGUUUUGACCUUCCAGGAAGGCGUUUAGGUGGUUAUUCCCGGCAACCUCCACUUCCAUCCCUCCGUAAAACUGCACUGGAAGCUGCAGAAAAGAGAGCACGAUUGGGAUCUCUUCUUCCAUCUGGACCAAAACGUAUUGGUGGUAAUAGUAUUAUAAUGAAAGCCCUUAGUCCAGCACAAGCUGCUGCAAUGGCUGCAGAACAGAGAUUGCAGGAUGAAAUAUGGUGUGGUUCUCAAUCUUCCGCACAUUUGGAUAAGGAAGAUGUUGACUAUGAUGAUGCUGAGAACAUUGUGCAUAAGGGGGAAAAUGUGGGAACCUCAAGACUACCAGAUAAUUCUACUCUACCAUCAAAGCUCUUAUCUCGAAAAAGAAGUCAGGAUACCUCGUCAAGUUUACUUGGCUCAUCAUCUAGUAGUUCUGAAUUAAUAGAUUUGACUAUGGACACACCAAAAAGGGGAUCUAAACGAAGUUGCUGUGGAUCGGAAACCAUUUCACAUUCUCAAUCCAAUUUUCAUGAAGGACCUAGUUCGGCAAAUUUAUCAAGUGUGUCUGUAUCUGGUGAUAGUAGAACAUUUCGUUCUGAUGAAUCUGGAAUGUGGGAAUGUACGAUGUGCACCCUAUUGAACAACAAAUUGGCUCCCAUUUGUGAAUUGUGCGGCACUCACCAGCCAAAAGAUGUUAGUACCAAAUACAACAGUUGGUCUUGCAAAUUCUGUACGUUGGAGAACAAUGUGAAGUUGGAUAAGUGCUCUGCCUGUGAUCAAUGGAGAUACUCUUGUGGUCCACCAGUGUCAACCCUGGCACCUAACGUUGGUACAUAGCAGAACUGUGUAAUUAGCUUAAUGGUUUUUUAUUCAUUUUUGGCUUUAGUCUUCACAAACCUGCUCCACCUAAUUAUUUAUUGUUGGUUUCUUAUUUUCUAUGCACCAGUCUAGAUUUAGAUCAUAUCUUUUCCCAUUAA
Molecule: messenger RNA, 1570 nt
Organism: Vigna unguiculata (cowpea)
Lineage: Eukaryota; Viridiplantae; Streptophyta; Magnoliopsida; Fabales; Fabaceae
Product: zinc ion binding protein
Biological process (GO): DNA repair
Cellular component (GO): nucleus
Molecular function (GO): metallopeptidase activity
Source: RefSeq, a predicted model, not a curated record